Molecule: messenger RNA, 2998 nt
Organism: Vidua chalybeata
Lineage: Eukaryota; Metazoa; Chordata; Aves; Passeriformes; Viduidae
Cellular component (GO): nucleus; mitochondrion
Source: RefSeq, a predicted model, not a curated record
GGCCGUGACCACCCUGUGACCCCCGCCCUCUCCGUGCCCAGCUCCAUGGAUCCGUGCCCGAGCAGGCCCAAAGCCCCGUCCUUCCUGUCCGACCUGGGCAAGGCCACCCUGCGGGGCAUCCGCAGGUGCCCGCGCUGCGGCACCUACAACGGCACGCGGGGGCUCAGCUGCAAGAACAAGACGUGCGGCGCCGUGUUCCGGGCGGGCGCGCGGCGCCAGCCCGGCGCCGAGGCCGUGCGGCUGCUGGGCGGCUCGCGCGGCCAGCUCUACUCGGUGCGCCAGCGCCACCGGCGCUGCUUCGUGGAGCUGGGCGUCUCCGAGACGGCCAUCCAGACCGAGGGCACCCUGAUCACCCAGCUGAGCUCGGGGCGCUGCCACGCGCCCGCCUGCGCCAAGGCGGCGGCCGACGGGCAGUGCCAGCACCUGAAGCUGGCGCUGGGCUGCCAGGCCGAGGCCACGCCGCUGCCGCUCAAGAGCUCGGUGCUGGGCGCCGUGCAGGCUCCCGCCGAGGCCAAGCAGAGCCUGUGGGAGCUGGCCACCGAGCCCACGGGGCCGCUGGUGCAGAGGGUCACCAAGAGCGUGCUGGUGGUCAAGUGCAAGGCCAGCCAGAGGCACAGCCUGGGCUACCUGCACGCCAGCUUCGGCCAGCGGCGCUUCUCCUGCGCCUGCCGCGCGCCCGGGCACGGCCGCGCCGAGCCGGACGAGGAGGAGGAGGAGGAGGAGGAGGAGGAAGAGGAAGAGUCGCCCCCCGCGCGCUGCAUCCACUUCCUGGCCUGCAUCUGCGCCUUCGCCAGCGACGAGAGCCUGGCCCAGGAGUUCUCCGAGUUCCUGGCCUCCGACGGCAGCGGUCUGAAGGGGACGCUGAUCCCGCAGCUGCUCCGUGGCCCCGGCUCCGCGGCGCGGGCUCGGGGGGCGGCUGCCGCCAAGGCCAAGAGGAGGAGAAAGGACCUGGGGCCAGGCCCACAGGUGCCCGGGCCCCUGCUGGCUCCAGACCCGGCUCAUCCCGGCCCCAGGAGGAGCAGCCUGAGGAAGCUGCCGGUCGUCUCCUCCUCACCCUCCUCCUCCUCCUCCUCCUCCUCCUCGCUGAAGAGACACGGCUGUCACCAGGUGCUGGACGAGUCCCAGGUGUCCCUGUCCUUCCAGGAGUGGCUGGGCAGUGUCACGGAGCGCAUCCACCAGACCAUGCACUACCAGUUUGAGGGCCGCCCGGAGCCGCUGGUUUUCCACAUCCCCCAGUCCUUCUUCGAGGCUCUCCAGCAGCGCAUCUCCAGCGGCAGCGGCAAGAAGAGGCUCCCCAACUCCACCACGGCCUUUGUGCGCAGGGACGCGCUGCCCCUGGGCACCUUCUCCAAGUACACCUGGCACAUCACCAACGUCCUGCAGGUGAAGCAGAUCUUCGACACGCCCGAGGUGCCGCUGGAGAUCACGCGGAGCUUCGUGCAGAACCGCGACGGCUCCUACGAGCCCUUCCGCAGCCCCCGCGUGGCGGUGGAGAGCCUGCCCGAGGGGCUGGGCCCGCACGAGAAACAGCCCCCGCUGCGGCCCCUGGAGCUGCAGACCUUCCUCAAAGUCGACGGAGCCCACGCCCUUCACCAUCGAGUGGAUCCCCGACAUCCUGCCGCGCUCCCGCCUGGGCGAGCUGCGCCUCAAGUUCCAGUCCUUCCCCGUGCCCUCCGUGUCCCCGGUGCCACCCGGCAGCUCCACACCAGCCCCGUGUGCCUCAAGGCGCGGGCGGCGCGGGUGCGCGGGGGCAAGGGGGACAGGCCGGUGACGUACGAGCAGGCGCACGCGCCCCAGCACAUCGGGCACCGCAAGGGCUGGCUGUCCCUGCACACCGGGAACCUGCGUGGCGAGGCGGGCGCGGCGCCGCGGGCGCUGGAGGACGCCUUCCUGCGGCGCUUCCUGGCUGGCACCUUCCCGGGGCUCCUGGCCGACGAGGCGGUGCUGAAGCGCCGCGGGAACCUGCUGGUGGUCUGUGCCCUGCUGGGCCGGGCACUGCCACCCCACAAGCUCUACUUCCUGCUGGGCUACGCCGAGACCCUGCUGGGCAACUUCUACAAGUGCCCCGUGCGCCUGGAGCUGCAGACCGUGCCCGCCCGCGUGCCCUACAAGUACCUCUAGGGCCGGGAGAAACCUAUAAAUGGCCCUAAAGGAAUGAUCUGGGGUAUCCCCCCUGUGCCCUACAAGUACCUCUAGGGCCGGGAUAAACCUAUAAACGACCCUAAAGGAGUGUCCUAUAAAUGCCCCUAAAGGAAUGCUCUGGGGUAUCCCCCCUGUGCCCUACAAGUACCUCUAGGGCCGGGAUAAACCCAUAAAUGGCCCUAAAGGAAUGUCCUAUAAAUGCCCCUAAAGGAACGCUCUGGGGUAUCCCCCCUGUGCCCUACAAGUAUCUCUAGGGCCGGGAAUAAACCUAUAAAUGGCCCUAAAGGAACGCUCUGGGGUAUCCCCCCUGUGCCCUACAAGUACCUCUAGGGCCGGGAUAAACCUAUAAAUGGCCCUAAAGGAGUGUCCUAUAAAUGCCCCUAAAGGAACGCUCUGGGGUAUCCCCCCUGUGCCCUACAAGUACCUCUAGGGCCGGGAUAAACCCAUAAAUGGCCCUAAAGGAAUGUCCUAUAAAUGCCCCUAAAGGAACGCUCUGGGGUAUCCCCCCUGUGCCCUACAAGUACCUCUAGGGCCGGGAUAAACCUAUAAACGACCCUAAAGGAGUGUCCUAUUAACGGCCCUAAAGGAACGCUCUGGCAUGUGUCCUAAAAGUGCCUGUAGGGCCGGGAAUAAACCUAUAAAUGGCCCUAAAGGAGUGUCCUAUAAACGGCCCUAAAGGAAUGCUCUGGGGUAUCCCCCCUGUGCCCUACAAGUUCCUCUAGGGCCGGGAAUAAACCUAUAAACGGCCCUAAAGGAAUGUCCUGUAAACGGCCCUAAAGGAAUGAUCCGGGAUAUCCCCCCUGUGCCCUACAAGUACCUCUAGGGCCGGGAUAAACCCAUAAAUGGCCCUGAAGUC